Messenger RNA from Boeremia exigua, 1927 nucleotides. Its product is annotated as Elongator subunit Iki1-domain-containing protein. The record is from RefSeq and is a predicted model, not a curated record. Gene Ontology annotation, biological process: tRNA wobble uridine modification. The transcript has a single exon. Lineage: Eukaryota; Fungi; Ascomycota; Dothideomycetes; Pleosporales; Didymellaceae. Gene Ontology annotation, cellular component: elongator holoenzyme complex; nucleus; cytosol. The coding region runs from base 213 to 1700 and encodes 495 amino acids. Gene Ontology annotation, molecular function: tRNA binding.
CAGCCAUUCACCUCUCGCAUUUGUUGCAUCGAUUUUCCAGCGUUCUUAAACCAGUGAAGUUAGAAAUAGAACAGGACACCGUCCAGGAUUAGGUUGCGUUCGACACCACUGCUAAUGAAAUUACCUGAAUCUAGAGUCGCAACAGUGAACUUGAAUUUUCUGUCGACUCAUUGACGACGCUUCUGCUUCACGUCAAGCAACCAAGGUAUGCCAUGUUUCAUACUCACUUUCACCUACCUGCCAGCCCCCAAGGUUCCCAGCCCCCCUCUCAGGGUCCUGAAUUCGUAAACCUUCGACCAAGCCAGUAUUCCCACCACAAGUUUCGUGCCGCUAUCUCAGAGUUUUCUUUUUACAACUCCUUCUGCCCCCAUAUCCCUCUCAACCAGUAUCUCUACAUCAUUCUCUACCAUACGGGUGGAAAGAUGGCUAACAUCGACUGGGACAAAGCUCUCCAGACUCCCGAUCUCCUCCGUCAUCUCAUCCCAGCAGACAGCUCUCUUCCCGACUGGCUGCAUCAAGUGCGCAAAGAGAGACUGCCCGGAGCUCGCACAGAGUCUCGUGUCGCCAAAAGGGGAACUUCCACCCGUGUUGUAAACUGCGACCGUUGGAUCAAGAAAGCCAACUACCAGAUCGACGGGGUCCGUAAGCGCAAGCCAGAAGCUCGCCCAUUCAAAGCCGCCAUGGCACGACCAGCAAGUGUUGCACAAUACCAGCGCCACUCCCUCCAGCUCUUGUCUCGAGUCCUCAACAUCCGCAGCAACGCAUCACCUUUCACCCUUAUUCUUGAUGACCUCAACCAACGGGCUAUGCCCCUCGUCGGCGAAUUCGUACGACGAGCACUGUCGCGCAACGUAAACGUUGUGGUGGUAUCUUUUGAAGCAACGCGGUUUCAUCCAGCUGUCCGCAGUGUCCCUGCAUACGGCGACUUGACUGGUGAGGAGAUUCUGCAGAAGCUUCGAGAGGCCAUGAGCGAGGCAAAGGAGAGUCUGGUUGUUGUUGACUCGCUAUACGAGCUUAUCAGUGUCAAGAACGUCGACAUGGGCGCGUUGUUCAACCUCGUCGCUGGCGAGUUUGCAUCGACGCUCGUCGGUGUCUAUCACCAGGACACGAUUCCUGAUCAAGACACACACAAGGCUUACGCACCGCAGCCACUCGAGCUGUUCAAAUACAUGGCCACCACAGUCGUCACAUGCAAGUCAUUCGCGCACGUUCUCGCCGCCAAAGCCGCCAAGGAACGCAGUCUUCCCGAGCCAACCCACGGAUUGCUUCAGGGUGCGGAGGGUAUUGUGCAGUGCCUGCAUGCCAACGAUCCCCGUGGUAUCGUGAUCGAAGCAGAGUUCCGCCGCAAGUCCGGACGCCCAGAGAGCGAGUCAUACUUCCUCCGGGCCGCACGUGUAUCAGACUACAACGCGCCCCUGGCCGGUAUGGCGUUUGGCACCCUGCGUCAAGAAUUCGUCACGUUGCUUGACCAGGUUCCCGGAUACAACAACAAAGAGCUCACGGGUCUCGUGGAUGCUGCUGCCAGUGAGAUGGAGUCAACAUUUAGCCUUGGUCUCACGGACAAGCAGAAGCAGGCUCGCGAGGGCGUCGUACUGCCUUACUUGGACGCACAAAAAGGCGAAGGUGCUGGCGAGGGAGGUAGAAUCCUCUACGAUAUGGGUGAGGAGGACGACUUUGACGAGGAGGAAGAUGAGAUCUGAGGCAUAGAAGUCGUUUCUUGUGGUCGACACCACGGCGACAACGCUGUGCACGAACAAGUGGGAGUGGUCCGUUAUAUAACCUGCAUCUGGGGGUUGGUGGAUCGCAUGUAACCGGACAAUUAGAUGAAAGAGAUGGGCCAAGUUAUUAUGUACUUCAGUAAUUGACCAACUAGAAGCUUGAUUGUAAUGCAUCGGUGAUAUGGGUCUUCACGACGUCAAGAAAUCGU